This is a messenger RNA of Camelina sativa (false flax), 698 nucleotides long. The record is from RefSeq and is a predicted model, not a curated record. Lineage: Eukaryota; Viridiplantae; Streptophyta; Magnoliopsida; Brassicales; Brassicaceae.
GCAAGACCUUUGCCUUCUAAGUCUUCACUGCAAAAAAAAACUUCCAUGUUGGCGGGAGAGAGCUCCAUUCAAAAUUCUCAGAGACCGUCCUCAUCAAGACCAAUGUCAUCGGAUCAUAGGCAACGGGUAGUAGAACAGAGAGAGGUUUCCCCUGACAUCGCCACACCCCAAAAUGGAGUUGUCCGUUUCUUCAGGACUUUAUUCAUCAUUUCCUGCUCCUAAGUAAUUUCGAAGAUGGUGUAUUGUCAUCUUCAUUUAUGGUUGGGCUUCUUAUUGCAUCACCAAUAUUUGCUUCAUUGGCAAAAAGCUUCAAUCCUUUUAGACUUAUUGGAGUAGGUUUAACUGUUUGGACUGUUGCAGUUCUUGGUUGUGGCAGUUCCUUUGCCUUUUGGUUUAUCGUCUUAUGCCGUAUGUUCGUUGGUGUAGGUGAAGCUUCUUUCAUUAGUCUUGCAGCUCCAUUUAUAGAUGAUAAUGCUCCUCAGAAACAGAAAGCUGCAUGGCUUGGACUGUUUUACAUGUGUAAACCAAGUGGUCGGGAAACAUUUUGGUUGGCGGUACGCGUUUUGGGGUGAAGCUGUUUUAAUGGCUCCAUUUUCUGUUCUUGGUUUUGUAAUGAAACCUUUGCAGUUAAAAGGGUUUCCUUCUACUGAUUCGAUAAAGACGGUUAGAUCAACUGAAGUAAUGACUCCAUCAGCUGG